ACUCACCUUCCAAUAAAGAGUUUUAUUCUAUCACCAAUCAUGUCUGGCAUCUCAUUUAAAUGGUGAUAAACAUAUUUAACUUUUGGAUUUGUCUCUUUGUGCCAACAACUUAAUUUAUAUAUGGCACUGACAUAGCCCCUAAACAAUCAGAGCCAGAGAUGGCAUCAAGGAAAGUUUUUAACCAAUGCUUGGUUCUGCCAAUCUUGCUUAUGAUUUGCUUUGUUUUGCUGGUUCAAUGUGGUAGGCCACAUAGCACAGAAGGAGAGGAUUUGGUCACAGCAACUUGCAAACACACCCUUCAUUUUCAAGUAUGCAAUUCUUCCCUAAGAUCAGUCCCUAUCAGUAGCAAGACAUCAGAUCUCAGAGUGCUUGCUGAGAUAGCACUGAAUCUCAGCACAGCAUAUGCUGCAGACACUUUGACCUGUGUUCAUGAACUGCAGUCCAAUUCUUCCGCUGCCAAUAACAUCUACGUGUCCCGUUGCUUAAGAGACUGUGAAGAGGAAUUCUCGGAAGCCAUAGAGAACUUGCAGGACUCAAAAGAAGCACUUGCCAAUGGAGAUUGUGACAAAGUAGAUACACUGGUUUCUGCUGCUAUGUCUGAUGCUGAGACAUGUGAAGAUGGCUUCAAGGACUUGCAGCAAAGUGAGGACAAUUAUUCAACUUCUGCUCUAACUCAACGUAACCGUCACUUCUCUGAACUAUGUAGCAAUGCUCUUGCUAUCACAAAAUUACUAGUUUGAAUGAAUCUUGUUCAUCUCUUGUACGCGGUUGAUGUUACAUAUAUUGGCUUCUUUAGCUGUUCUGUUAACAACUUCUUCAUUUUUUUUAAUUGUUUGAUUUCAUUCCUAA
Messenger RNA from Vigna radiata var. radiata (mung bean), 849 nucleotides. Its product is annotated as putative invertase inhibitor. Gene Ontology annotation, molecular function: enzyme inhibitor activity. Lineage: Eukaryota; Viridiplantae; Streptophyta; Magnoliopsida; Fabales; Fabaceae. The transcript has a single exon. Bases 159 to 740 code for a protein of 193 amino acids. The record is from RefSeq and is a predicted model, not a curated record.